Stomoxys calcitrans (stable fly) is the source of this 2396-nucleotide messenger RNA. RefSeq names its product exocyst complex component 3 (gene Sec6). The transcript is spliced from 3 exons. Lineage: Eukaryota; Metazoa; Arthropoda; Insecta; Diptera; Muscidae. Gene Ontology annotation, cellular component: exocyst. The record is from RefSeq and is a predicted model, not a curated record. Gene Ontology annotation, molecular function: SNARE binding. Gene Ontology annotation, biological process: exocyst localization; exocytosis. Bases 107 to 2323 code for a protein of 738 amino acids.
AAGAAAGUUUAAUCACCUAAUAUAUCAGCAUAUAUUAAAAAGGGAGUAACAACACAACAAUUGAAGUAUAGAUUUUAUUGAAAACAGUAGUGUAUACUAUACAAAAAUGGAUUUACAACAAUUAGAGGAGGAGGCGCGGCAGGCGGCUCUAAAAGAUAUCAUAAAUAUGCUGCAACGUCCUGGUCAACUAGAAAAGGUCGAGCAGUAUCGCCACCGUGUGGCCCGUAAGAAGGCCUCCGUUGAAGCUCUGCUAAAGACGGGUAUGCAAAACCAAUUGGAAGGUGUCCGCGUAGGUCUUAAACAACUAAAAACUUGUUUGGAGGAUGUUCGUGAGUUAAGGCGCAGCAUGGGUGUGGUAGAGCAACUCAUGCAAGGUGUUCCCGAAAUAUAUGACGCCUUGGAGGAUGUGCGUGAAGAAAAUACCAAACAUUCUCAAUAUGCCACAGCUGUGGAAAAUCUCAAGCAUAUCUAUAAUGUGGAGGCUAGCGUGCAGAAGACAAUGGCUCUAAUCGAGGAGGAUAAACUGCUGAAUGCACAUCAAUCGUUGGCUGACCUUGAGAAUGCUCGCGAUGAUCUUUUGUAUGAAUUACAUAAACAGCCCAAGCAGCAUGCCUCCGAUAAAAUAACACUGAAGAGGCAUUUUGAGAAAAUCGAUACUGUGUCACAGGCUUUAGAGAAGAAGUUACGUCUUAUUUUGAGUCGCACCUUGAAUACUGUGCGAAAGGAACCGAAAUUCAUUGUGACUGCUUUGCGUAUUGUGGAGCGCGAAGAAAAAAAUGAUCAGUUUGCUUUGCAGCAACAAAAGGUAACAUCAUUCUUGCCUCCAGGACGUCCCAGGCAGUGGCGCGCAAUGGCAAUGAAUGUUUUAAAAGAGGCAGUAGUUAUUCGCAUUGAAAGUUCUAAACUGGAGGAGAGAGAAGAUAAUAAGAUGUGGCUUGUCAGAGAUUUGGAAAUACUGCGCCAGAAUAUAUUGGUGGAUUUACGUGUGGUAAAAUCGUUGUGUGUUCCUUGUUUCCCACCGCACUACAACAUAUUUGAAGAGUAUGUGAAAAUGUAUCACGAGGGCUUGUCAAAUUAUAUAGAAAAUAUAGCUCAUGGUGGUUUACAGGGUAAUGAGUAUGUCUCCUUGCUAUCAUGGGUUAUUAAUACAUACCCGGGCUACGAAUUGAUGCGGCAUCCAGACUUAGAAGUGAAUAUUCACCAGUUGGUGGGCCCCUUGCUGCAACCCAGCCACCUCAGAGCUCUAGAGGAUGAAUAUUUGGGUAACAUGCAACGUAAUUUCAAUGAAUGGAUGGCUACAACUGCCGAAAAAGAUCGAUCCGAUUGGUUUUCGGAACAAACUCCCGAUCAAGAUGACCAAUACUAUCAUAGUCCAGCUUCAGUCAUAAUUUUUGACAUGAUCAAUCAGUUGUUACAGGUCACUGAAACCAUACACAAUGACUUGACCUUUAAGGCUUUGGUCAUGAGUAUUAGACAGCUGGACAUCUUUGGACAAACCUAUAUGAAGCAUGUGGUGGAUUUAAAAGAACAUCAUUUUCGGAACCGCGACCAAAUCAAAUUCUUUACCCAUCACAUUAUUGCUAUUGUCAAUAACAGCCAACAAAUAUUGGAUUUGGCUCAACAGUUAAAACAAAAGUACUGGCCAAAUGCCCGUACUGAACAUUAUGAAGACUUUGAAAAAUUACUGCAAACUUUCCAACGUAUACGUUCCCAGGCUGGCGGUUAUUUGUUAGAAGAGGCCUUUUUGGAUCUGGAUGGUCAUUUCAAUGAUUUGUUUACACAAAAAUGGCUGACAUCUUCCAUAUCAGUUGAUACAAUAUGUAUAACAUUAGAGGACUAUUUCCAGGACUACAACCAUUUAACACCAAGCAACUUUGAAAUGGUUAUUAAUGAGGCACAAAAACAAUUGGCCAAGCGUUAUAUACGAGCCAUGUUGUCAAAACGUUUAGCCAGACCUUCUUCGGAUUGUGAAACCAUUAAAAAUAAAAUUAAUCUCGAAGCUAAACGACUGGAGAGAUUUUUUGAAAAAAUUGCUCCCAAUCUAUCGCUUAAUGAUUCACCUUUGAAACUAAUUUCCAUGCUCUCCGCUCUGCUUGUGUGCGAUGUCGAGGUUUUGCUUUUAGAUUUGCACACUCUGCUUGGCAAUUAUCCCUCACUGACCGAGGAUCAAAUUGUGCGUCUCUUUUAUAUACGCAACGAUAUUAAAUCGGCAGAGAUACGUCAAAAGGUGCAAGAUGCGAAUCAAUCCAAAAAAGCAAUGGUUACCAUAGAUAAACAGGAUUGUAUAUUUAAAGAAAUUGUAUUCAGUGAUAAAUUGUGGUAAGCUUUAAGUAGUUCAUAUUGCAAACUUUUUGCCCAAAUGGCAGUUAAAAUAUUAUAUUUAUAUAAAAAGUGUA